This is a messenger RNA of Debaryomyces hansenii CBS767, 1734 nucleotides long. RefSeq lists its product as uncharacterized. The record is from RefSeq and is a predicted model, not a curated record. Bases 1 to 1734 code for a protein of 577 amino acids. Gene Ontology annotation, cellular component: P-body. The transcript has a single exon. Gene Ontology annotation, biological process: regulation of mRNA stability; nuclear-transcribed mRNA poly(A) tail shortening. NCBI's taxonomy places the organism in Eukaryota, Fungi, Ascomycota, Pichiomycetes, Serinales, Debaryomycetaceae. Gene Ontology annotation, molecular function: protein binding; translation repressor activity; mRNA binding.
AUGGAUCGUCCAGGAUUUAGUUCACCUCCAUUUAAUGACAAAAAAAUUGUUUUGUCACCCCCACCUAUCGAAUCAAAACAGUAUUCGUUUCUUCAGCAACACAAUGCUAACAGUGGACCACCCGUAGGGUUUCAGGAAAGGCAACAAAGCGUUGGGUAUAAUCUUCAGCAAGAAUUUGAGACUUUAACCGCUGACUUGGACUUGGAUUUGAGAAAUAACAAGGAUAUGCAACAGAAUGUCGAUGCGCCGUUGCCGACGACUCAGAGUGGUAAUGUGGGUCGGGGAAUGAUGCCUUCGACUCUGCAGUAUGGAUUUGGGGAAUUAGGAACAGGAGGGUCGCUCCAGAAUGCGUUAUUGACGGAUGCUGCGUUAUCGCCGAAUUUACCUACGGCCUCGUCCCAUAGUGCACUUGGGUCGUUAUUGAAUAACAAUGGUAAUGGAAGCUUCUUGCCGCCAUUAGCGUCUAUUCCUAAUAGACCGCAAUCGGUAAAUGAUUUUUCCAAUUUUUUCAAUCGCCAACAGCAACAGCAACAGACGAUUGACCGCCAACAGCAACAACAGGCUACCAACUUCUAUCUGGACUUGAUUGUGUUUUGUAACUGGAUCGAGACGUUGAAUCCUCGUGACAACAUCACCAUGAUUGAUUACUUGUGCAAUAACUUACCGCUUGACAUUUUGCUCACGUUCAAGUCGAAAUUGGAUAGUCAUUUGACCCAUUACCACAACCAACUGGCUACCAGUCAACCGCUCCACCAACAGCAAAACCAACCGGUUUCAUUUGGUGUUUUGUCACCAUACCAGCAACAGCAGAACGAUAUUCUCGCCGAGAUGGAAAAUUUGAAUUUGGAUAAUUCUUUGAGCAGUGAUGCCGGUGCAUCUUUGAAUCAGAAGAGUGCACCUGCUUUACAGCAACCAAAGCCGAAGUUGAAUUCUGUUAGAAACCAUGGACUGCAUUUGUAUGCUGAGCAACAGACCCAAAGACCCCGUUCUGCCGACCCGAAUAUCCAUAAAUACAGUCCUAACUACAACUUGCCGCAACAGCAAUUCGAAAGGACUAAGUCCCCAACUUCGCACUUGUAUGAGAAGACAAACUUCUUACAACUCGCAGCCGCCAACUCCAAUCCUCCUUCAGUCAGCCAACAAAAAGGAGCCAACAAUUCAGACGACUCGGUUGACUUAUCUGCGCAUGCUGCAUUGAAAUUGGGAGCUUUGGCGACUAUCAAUUCGAGGGUUGCAUUGGAUUCUAAUCGCAAGAGUCAUGUUCAUAGUGCCCACGGUCAUCAACAACCGCAUUCGCAUUACUUCCCCCAGCAAGGUGCUCUGCAACAUGGACCUUUCCUGCCGGCUUCAGCUUAUGAGGAGUCCAUCAACAGAUCAGCAAAUUCGUCAUCGGUGCCGAUUUUGGUUCAACACAACAAGUCUCCUCCAGGAUUGACUAGAAGCAAGAAAUCAACAGAAGGUUUAGGGCAAGGAGCUAAUGCUUCUUCUGGAUCGCCUCAAACUACGUCGACCACAUCCAUGCCCGCCGACAUCUCCAAUCCUGAUUUAUUGAACAACAUUCCUGCGUGGUUGAAGUUGCUUAGAUUGCAUAAAUAUACCGAUUGUUUAAAGGAUAUCUACUGGAAAGAUUUAAUUGAAUACGACGAUCUCCUGUUGGAGAAGAGAGGAGUGAAGGCUUUAGGAGCCAGACGGAAAUUGUUGAAAGCUUUCGACGCGGUCAAGGAAAGUUCAUAG